UAAUAUUUCAAAUUGCACCGCGAAUUAGAUAAACAGUAUAAUCAAAGUGAAGGUGCUGUGUGGUGUGCUAUUUACUCGUAUUAAGCCAAAAAUAAAAAUAUUCAACAUGAAUAACACAGCAGACAAUCAAGAUACAUCCAAUAAACUUCUGGACAAUCAGAAGGAUGAAAAAAUGCCACCAUCACAAACGAGCACACCUAAGCCCUCAUUAUUGUUCUCGAAACGAUUUUUCAUCACAAUUUUAUUGUUUUUCUCCAAUAUAAGUAUGAUUCUGAUAGAACACAAUAUCAAUAUCAAUAUCAUCGAAAUGACAUCACCCAAACAAAUCAAGAAUGGAGAUCUCAACGAAACGCAACCACCAGAAUUUCCCUGGGAUCCCGCAAGAAGGGGAGUGGUGCUGAGCGUUUCUGCAUACGGAAGACUGUUAUCAUUUCUGAGUGGACCUUUGAUAUCGAAGCUAGGAGGGGCGACAACGUGGGGUCUUUCUAUGAUGGCUGCUGGAAUAACAACGUUACUUCAACCAAUCAGUCUGCGAUAUGAUUUUUUUGCAUUUCUAGCUUGUCGUUUUCUAAUUGGAGCAUUCGAUAGCUUUUACAACGCAAGUGCUUUGGAAGCAUGUUCACGAUGGAUACCAAAAUGUGAAAGAGGAACCUUGAUAUCCGUCAGUGUAAAUGGAGUAUACGUUGGUAUUGCAAUCGCAUAUCCCAUAUGUGGACUCAUAAUAUCUGAGUUAGGAUGGGCUGCAGUGUUUUAUCUCCUAGGUGGUAUUUGCGUGAUCAUGUCGUUACUUUGCUUGAUCUUGAUACGAAAUCAGCCUUCUGAGGAUAAGUGGAUCUCAAAAAAAGAACUGGCAUAUAUUUUGAAGGAAACCGACACUGUGUGCCCAAAAAAGGACAUCACUCGUCCUUACAGAACAAUCCUUUCAUCUCCCCCAAUUUGGGCACUCUGCACAGGAUAUUUUGUUAAUGGCUGGGUAGUCAUGAUGUUGCUGGCUGGAUUACCUUUGCUUAUAAAAGACUUGACAAAUAAAGAAACCAAAGAAGUAGCCAUCAUCUCUUCCAUUCCAAGUAUUUUGGGGAUUUUUAUAUCUUUAGCUGCUGGUACAAUAAUGGAUUAUUGGAAAAACAACAGUAGCAUUUCGUUGACUCGAAUGCAUAAAAUCUUAAUCGGAGUUUCGUACGCAAGUCAAAUGUUUCUAUUCGUAGCUUUAACAUUUGUCAGUAAUUUGACCACAAUUAUGAUCUUGUUCGUUCUCAUUCGAGCAUUCCUGCCUUUUGGUUUCCUGAUUCUAAGACUAAUCUCAGUAAGUAUAACACCAAAUCACACCGGUAUCACAGCAAGUAUCGUGAUGUCUUUCUUUUCAUUGAGUAAAAUAGCCAAUCAAAUGGUGGUCGGUUUCUUGACAUAUGAUCACACUGCAGAGGAAUGGAACCAAUGUUUCAUUUUGACAGCUGGUCUUCUGAUAUGUGGCGCCAUUGCAUUUGUUUUAUACGGAUCCAGUGAAGCUCAAUCGUGGUCUUUGGCAUCGAAUCUUCAAAAGCAACCCCAAACGUCUGAUGAAAGCGAACUGGAGUUCAUCAAAAAAUAAACUCGAUUGCUUCAUAAAUAUGCACUAUGCAGAGGCAGACACUCGACAAGAUCUCACUGUCCCUUUAGUAUAUUUUUUUUCGUCAAGAAUUUCAAGGUCAAUGGCUCUUAUUUGUCUAUUGUGGAAAUUCUCAAUAAUAAUCAAAGGUGUCUUAAAAAACAGGCCAAUAUGAAAAAGCAAGGCAAAAGCAGGAUAAUUAUAUUUUUUCAAAAAUUUCAACUUGUUUAAACGAGUGAAAAAUUUCAAAGUUGGAUUUUCAAAAACGUGAAUAAACUUCACGGUCAAGGACAUCAAAAAUUGUUAAGACACCUUGCCAAAUAAUUAACGAAAUAAGAACGUAA
Molecule: messenger RNA, 1929 nt
Organism: Planococcus citri (citrus mealybug)
Lineage: Eukaryota; Metazoa; Arthropoda; Insecta; Hemiptera; Pseudococcidae
Product: vesicular glutamate transporter 3-like
Exons: 10
Coding region: 107-1588 (493 amino acids)
Biological process (GO): transmembrane transport; monoatomic anion transport
Cellular component (GO): membrane
Molecular function (GO): transmembrane transporter activity
Source: RefSeq, a predicted model, not a curated record